ACGAGCUGUGCGCCUUCUGGUCUCCGUCCUCGGCCCUGGACUUGAGGAUUGAAGGCGGUGGUCUGGCCUGACCUUAUUUAGGGGGAGAGUUGGGGAGCGUCUGUCCGAUUUUCCCGCGGGGACGGGGUGCCCUGGGGCGAGUGGUGUGUGACUGCCGCUCACUUAGCAUUUGGGGCCAGCUGCUAGUUGCCGUUAGCAUUCUUCCCCUCUGCUCUCCCCGACAUUCAUCUUGACGAUUUUUAAUUCCCCAUCCGCAUUUCCAGACAUCCCCAGGGUGUGCUGUUUUGUUCUGGUCAAUAGACCUCAUUCACAGAGAGUUCUAAAUACGGAACUUUGUGGAUAAAAGUCUUCCUGUUACAGAUCGGGGUGCCACAGCACCUUACUGAUUAAGGAAGAGGACCUCACUUAGAGCUAAUAUAUGGAUGGUGAUUUCUUCUCAUUUUAGAGGGCUUUAAUGACGCGGAAAUGUAAAAGCCUUCCUUGUUAAUCAGAUGUUUAUACAAUACUCAAGAAAUUAAUGUCCAAGUCCUAAUGUUGAAAUUUAAACCCGUCUCCACUCGUUCUCACCUCCGUGGCCUGGAGAAUGGUGUCCCGUUGUGCCAGCGUUCUGUAAAAUCUGUGGGGUUUUAUUUAGUUGUUGUUCAAAAAACCGUCCCUUGCUUUCCGUGAUAUACUAGUUAAGUAUGCGUCUCUUUUUACUUCAGGGGAAAUGCUCUUUCUAAACCUCGCAAGUUAUGAGGUGUGGACGUUAUUAAUUGCUGAGCCUAUUUGGGGCCAGGUUAAAUGUAAGAAUUGUGAUGUGUUCACUGGUUUUGCGGGGUCUGUUCAGUCUCCCUGAGACCAGUGAUGUGCAAGGUGGUGGUGGUUGUUGUUUUACUCUUCUCCAGGAAAACGUUACUUGUUCUUUGUUCGGUUAGAUUCUUUCUCUGCUCCAGAUUUAGGUAGACGAUGAGCAAUGGUGUGGGAUAGUUGGGGCAGAGACAACAGUGUGAUUUUUUUGAGGUGAUUUUUAAGCCAUUUCCUUCAAAAGGAGCAUCUCACACUGGGAACUGUUGUAAACAUCGAACUUGUGUGUUCUCAAUCUCAUGGUUGUCUAUUGUUGUCAUUUUAAAAAUGAGGAAACCGAGGCUGAAGGAUUAAGUAGCUUCCUGAAACCACGUGUGUGGAAACGGAGAGGGUGCACUGUUUCGGGGUGUCUCUCCGUGUGACUUGGAACUUUGUUCUUCACCUCGUGUCCGUCUUAAGCUUACUGAGAGCCCACCCUAAAUGACAUUGUGCUCUUUGUCCCUGGGGAGUGUUAUUUGCAAAAGGUUGUCAUUUUAUUUGGAUUCUUUUCUCCUUGGUAACUUGUAAGUCACUGCUCACAGACUUGAUAAUCUUGUUUGAACUCCAAUUUCCUGCUAACCUUUCCCAGGGAGGGAUUUUGAAACUUUUUGUAAUUAAAUAAAGAUAUACUUUGUGGCUUAUUUUUGGUAUUCCUACUUCUGUUUAACAAAUAAUUGUGGGGCGCUUGUGCACGCCAGGCCCUGAAGAAAGAUUUUAAACCCUGGUGGUCGUGAGAGGAAGGCCUGAAUGCUGGGAAGUGUCUUUAUCGUAUGUCUUCCUGAAUCUCAGGUGUAUUAAGGUUCUAAGGGAGAGUCUGUGUGAAAAUGUGCAAAACGCUUCUUCAGGAAGCCACAAAGAUUUAGAAGAUGAGGCCUCUUAGGAUGGAUCAUCACGAGGAAGAUCGUACAUGUAACUGGCUGCUUAAAAUGCAGUGCCCUCUGAACUUACCACCUCAUGACGCUGGAGGGCCUGAAGACACCCAGAUUUCCACACAGCAUCACAGGCACAUGUAAUCUGAGAAUUUGUUCCUUUUGCAUAUCCUUCUGGUAGUAGUUAACUGCGUUUUCAAUGCCAUUAAACCUUUAUUUUUUGCAUAAUGAAGAAUGUUUGAGCUGAUAAAUCCACGUAAUGAAAUAGUAAAUAAUACAUUUUUAAUAAAUAGUGAGAAUCUUGUUUCUGCAUGAAAUAUAUUGUGCCCUUAUUCAUACAUAGGAACUAGGCCCCAGACAAAUUGGAUGGUUAACCUAUCCAAAUUUUGAUUUCCUUUUCUGGCCAUAUGGCAGAUAAAAUGUGCAAAGAAGCCAUUUGUCAUGUAAAACACUUAAAUGCAGGAUAAAAUAUAAAAAUGUAUAUAUUUUAAAAAGCAUGCCUGGACUUCACUGUAAGUUAAGGAAAAUAAUCAGAGGCCAGAAAUGAGGAGAGAUGGUGAUACCAUAGGGACAUGUAGAUAUGACACUUAACCUUAAGGUUACUACCUGUUUCUAGUCACCUAGCGUCUGGCCAUUAACUUGUGGUGCAUAUUCUGAAUAGGAGACAAAAUGGCAAUGCCUGAGUAGGGUGAGAAUCAGAUCAAAAAGUCAUAUUAAGUCACUGAUGUCACACAUAGCUAGUAGAUGGAGAUGUGAUUGCUUGGGCUUGGUUCUGCAUACGGUGAAGGGCUUAUUUCCAAGAGAGUUCUUACCAGAAAUUCUUCAUCAUGCAGAUUCAAAGCUGGAAUGCAUUAUUUGUAUGACACAAGCCAAAAAUGUAUUUUACAAAUGUCCCAGGUGUGACUGCACAGAAAAGUUACAGAACAAAUUUGACUUUUUGCGCUCACAGUUGAAUGAUAUUUCUUCGUUUAAGAAUAUCUACAGAUAUGCCUUUGAUUUUGCAAGGGAUAAAGAUCAGAGAAGCCUUGAUAUCGACACCGCUAAGUCUAUGCUCGCCCUGCUGCUUGGAAGGACAUGGCCGCUGUUUUCAGUGUUUUACCAGUACCUGGAGCAAUCGAAGUAUCGUGUUAUGAACAAAGAUCAGUGGUACAAUGUGUUAGAAUUCAGCAGAACCGUCCAUGCCGAUCUUAGUAACUACGAUGAAGAUGGUGCUUGGCCUGUUCUUCUCGAUGAAUUUGUUGAGUGGCAGAAAAUCCGUCAGACAUCAUAGCAAGAGCUCUUGCGGAGAAAAUGCAAACCUUCUGAUGCCCACGUGUGUACAGGCUGAUGAGAGGAGAAAUCCAAAGGCUGCAUUUUCCUUCAUGUGAAAGACUUCUCCUAGUACUUUGUUUUCCUUUUUUUUAAAAGGAAGUUUUCUUGUUACAUGUGAUGGGCAUUGAGCCACACCUCUUCUGAGACUGAGUAUCCAAGUUUUUGUUUUGGGUUAUGUUUAUAACAUUUAUUUCAGAACAAUAAAGAUUCAGAUUUGUGACAAAGGCCUUAAAGUGAAGAUGUCCCUUGAGUGUCAGAGUGGUAUUUAUUUUUGUAAAUUUUAAUUCUUGAAUUUUAGAGGAUCUUUCUUGCCAUGGAUUUGGAAUUUUAAAGAUUCUGAACAACCUUAAUAUCUGGGAGUGUGGCCUGCUGAUAGUACGGCUCAUGUAUUCAUCUGUCCACUGUUAGGAAGAAUGUUGGCUUCACCUCUGGGAUGAUGAUUUUCUGAUUCAGCAAAUAAAUACAUUUCUGGAUAUUGGGCGUUCUCCA
This is a messenger RNA of Prionailurus viverrinus (fishing cat), 3494 nucleotides long. RefSeq names its product defective in cullin neddylation 1 domain containing 5 (gene DCUN1D5). The transcript is spliced from 5 exons. Gene Ontology annotation, biological process: positive regulation of ubiquitin-protein transferase activity; protein neddylation. Gene Ontology annotation, cellular component: ubiquitin ligase complex. Gene Ontology annotation, molecular function: cullin family protein binding; ubiquitin-like protein binding; ubiquitin conjugating enzyme binding. Bases 2419 to 2964 code for a protein of 181 amino acids. The record is from RefSeq and is a predicted model, not a curated record. Lineage: Eukaryota; Metazoa; Chordata; Mammalia; Carnivora; Felidae.